Scleropages formosus (Asian bonytongue) is the source of this 1616-nucleotide messenger RNA. Its product is annotated as GTP-binding protein Rhes-like. The record is from RefSeq and is a predicted model, not a curated record. The transcript is spliced from 2 exons. Gene Ontology annotation, molecular function: GTPase activity; GTP binding; G-protein beta-subunit binding. The coding region runs from base 158 to 1390 and encodes 410 amino acids. NCBI's taxonomy places the organism in Eukaryota, Metazoa, Chordata, Actinopteri, Osteoglossiformes, Osteoglossidae. Gene Ontology annotation, biological process: signal transduction.
AUCUGUGCGCGGUGACGUCGCAGCUCGCGAGCUCGCGACUCCUGUACAAAAGGGAGCGCGGCGCGCGCGGGGCGCUGAUUCGCGGACGGACUCCAUGCUCGGCGGCGGCAGGCGGAGCAGCUGCUCAUCCUUCAGCGCUCGUCUCGUCGCAAGAUAGAUGCCGCCAUCGGAGCGGGCCAUGGAAGUGAAGGCAUCCGGCGCGUUCUUCUCCGCUCAAGGGACCGCGGAUCAUCAUCCGGGGUGCGACGGCAAGGUGGUGCCGCACAGGUGCGCCCACGGAAGACCUCGGACCCUGUUCCCUGGUGGUGCUGGAAGAAGAGAGGCGUGCGCGGCUGGCUCGUCGUCGAAGCUGCUCGUAGAGUACAAACCCAGCAGCAGCAUCCCCGUGCCAGAGACCACCCGGGUCCCGAAAGCGGCGCUCGGGACCAUCAGAACCGUGACACCCCCCUGGAGGCAGCCGGAGAUGAGGGGCAGGACGGUGCGCUCCUCGAGCAUCGGCGCCCGGUACCCGUCCUUGGAGCGAUUCACGUGCAAGAGGUACUCGGUGGACCGACUGGCCGUGCUGGCGCUGCACGAGCCGAUAGGCGGCGUCUUGCUGCAGGACGAGCCCCCGCCCGAGCACCUGGGCUCCGUGAAGCCCAAGAACUGCCGGCGCAUCGUGGUUCUGGGCGCGCGCCGCGUGGGCAAGACCUCCAUCCUGCGCCGGUUCCUGCGCGACGGCUUCGAGGAGCGCUACGAGCCCACGGCCGAGGACUUCCACAGGAAACUCUACCAGAUCCGCGGGGAGACCUAUCAGCUGGACAUCCUGGACGCCUCGGGCGAGAGAGACUUUCCCGCCAAGCGCAGACUCUCCAUCCUGACAGGCGAUAUUUUUCUUCUCGUUUUCAGCAUGGAUGACAGAGAUUCUCUAGACGAACUGGCCGCGCUGCUCAAAGAGGUUGUUGCUGCCAAAGCCAAGCUUCUGAAAACCAGGGAAAACUCCUGUGUGCCAGUGGUGAUAUGUGGCAAUAAAGUUGACCUGAGUCCGGAGGAGAGGACUGUGAGCCGGGCGGAUGUUUGCCAGGCGCUUGGCAACGAUUUCCCCUAUUUUGAGACUUCAGCCAAGAAUGGCACCAACCUAGAAGAAAUGUUUGAAGCUCUGGCAGAACGAGGUGGACUGCCGACUGAAACCGGGCCGUCUCAGCACCGGAAGGUGUCCAUCCGCUCCUACAGGGCCCUGCAUUCUGGCCGGAGGGUCGGACGAAGGCUGACAGUCGUUCACGAUACGCCCUGCGGCGUGGUCUGCCCUUUGACCCGGCGCCCGAGCUUCAACACCGACCUCCGCCGGGUCCUCGGACCCAACUCCUCAAGGAAGCGAAGGAAACCUCUGGACAAGUGUCAAAUUCAGUGAGACGGAGCUCAGGGAACAUUAACCAUAAUACAAUUUCUAUGAAAUAAGUAGCCCGUGUAAUUGUUGUUUCAAACCAACAAAAUACAGAUUUUCUCAUGUCGUUUAUAACUUGUAUUCAAUACCUUCUGGCUGGACCAGCAGAUAAAAACAGUGGAUUGUGUGUGCAAAAUGAAAUGUGUGACUUCUUUUACACUGCAUGAGCAAUUAUCAAUAAAAUAACUGAAUG